Messenger RNA from Erythranthe guttata (spotted monkey flower), 3745 nucleotides. RefSeq names its product phosphoinositide phosphatase SAC3. The record is from RefSeq and is a predicted model, not a curated record. Gene Ontology annotation, cellular component: intracellular membrane-bounded organelle. Lineage: Eukaryota; Viridiplantae; Streptophyta; Magnoliopsida; Lamiales; Phrymaceae. Gene Ontology annotation, biological process: phosphatidylinositol dephosphorylation. Gene Ontology annotation, molecular function: phosphatidylinositol-3,5-bisphosphate 5-phosphatase activity.
UUUGCCUCUGCAGAUCCAAGCUGUCUCUCUCUCUCUCUCUCUCUCCUCCUAUGUGUUUCUCUCUCUAGAAAAAAAAAAUUAAGAAUCAAUCCAAAUCUAUAAACAACUCCUUCUAUACAUCACCAUAAUCAUCAAACAGGAAAGAAUUUUGCAUCUUCUUUUUCUAUAUAUCGUAUUCCUUUUUGUUUUUCAAAUUCCAUUUGGAAACCUCGGUUUCUAUAUCUCAAUUAUCACAGGCACGUUUCAGCUUUGUUGUAUAAUUUAGGAUUUUUUUUUUGUUUUUUGGUUUGAUUUUACUCGAUUUCUUCAUCAAAUCGUCGUAUCUCACAGCUUGGGUAGAUCAGCGGCUGUAUUUUUGUGAUUUACAUAUCUACAGUUAUUGAUUUAGGGUUUGGAAAUUAGAAAAUCGAAGGAAAAAAAAAAGUCAAAAUGUUUUCAGAAUUCUGAUUUUUUUACCCGGGGAAUGCUAUAUCUGAAGCAACCUAUGGUGGCGAUAACGGGGUUUAGAAGUUUGGAUAUAGAGUAAACCCGAAUUUUGGAUUAAAAUUGAAUGCCAGAGUGAUUGAUUCCCGAGCCAAGGCUCGGGGAUCGUUAAGAAAUAAUCGAAAGCAAUGGCGGAUGUGUUGGAAAAUGGUCAGCAACAACAGUGUGAAGUUCAGCCUGAUUCUCCACUUUCCCUUCCUCCUUUGCCGCCUCCCGAGGGGUUUAUGCAGAAAUUCAGACUCUACGAGACUCAAUCGAACUUUUAUAUGGUAGGAAGGGACAAAAGUAGAACAUUCUGGAAGAUUUUGAAAAUUGACAGGUUGGAACAGUCAGAGCUUAACAUUCGUGAAGAUUCUACCACAUAUACUGCAAGGGAGUGCUCUGAUCUACUGAGAAGGAUACAUGAAGGGAACAGGGGAACAGGAGGACUAAAAUUUGUUACUACUUGUUAUGGCAUUGUUGGAUUCAUUAAAUUUCUAGGGCCUUAUUACAUGUUGCUCAUUACAAAGAGGAGGCAGAUUGGUGCAAUCUGUGGUCACAAUGUAUAUGCUAUCUCCAAAAGUGAGAUAAUUCCCCUGCCAAAUUCAGCAGUUAGAUCCAGCAUGGUUGACUAUAAGAAGGAGGACAGAUACAAGAAGCUCUUGUGCAUGGUGGAUCUUACAAAGGACUUCUACUUUAGUUACUCCUACCAUGUGAUGAGAAGUCUCCAGAGAAACAUGUCUGAGAACGAGACAGGGCAAGUCUUGUACGAGACUAUGUUUGUCUGGAAUGAGUUUCUUACUCGCGGAAUACGAAACAUUCUUCAAAAUACUAUAUGGACCGUCGCUUUGGUCUAUGGAUUUUUUAAGCAGGCUAAACUUUCUAUAUCAGGAAAGGAUCUCAAGCUGACUCUAAUUGCUAGGCGUUCACGACAUUAUGCUGGUACCAGGUAUCUGAAACGAGGUGUCAAUGAGACGGGCAGAGUGGCAAAUGAUGUUGAGACUGAACAGAUUUUGGUUGAGGAUGUUUCUGAAGGACUACCCAUGCAAAUUAGUUCUGUGGUCCAAAAUCGUGGUUCAAUACCACUGUUCUGGUCACAGGAGACCUCCCGCCUAAAUAUUAAGCCAGAUAUCAUAUUGUCAAGGAGAGACCAAACAUAUGAGGCUACCAGACUUCAUUUUGAAAAUCUUGCCAGUAGAUAUGGGAAUCCUAUUAUUAUAUUAAAUUUGAUUAAGACAAAUGAAAAGAAGCCUCGAGAAUCCAUUCUACGUGCGGAGUUCGCUAAUGCUAUUGAAGUUAUCAAUAAAGAUCUAUCUGAAGAGAACCGGCUUAAAUUUCUUCACUGGGAUUUGCAUAAACAUUCUCGCAGUAAAGCUACAAAUGUUUUACUACAAUUGAGAAAGGUGGCUGCAUACGCUUUGACGCUGACAGAGUUCUUCUAUUAUCAAGCCACACCCGAGAUGCUAUCAGAGGGGCAUCUUAAAUGGCCCAGUUUUGAGAAUUUUGUUGUUCCUGGCAUAUCCACCUCAACAUCUUCUCGCACUGAAAGUGAGAAGCAUAAUGAUGACGAGACUGAGGAUUCAGAUAACUCAGAUAGAAAAUUUAGUGGAGGCAAUAGCAUCGGUAUCACUAAUCCUUCUGUUAAGCCACUAAAGAUCCAAAAGGGAGUGCUUCGGACUAAUUGCAUAGAUUGUUUGGAUCGGACUAAUGUUGCGCAAUAUGCAUAUGGUUUGUCUGCUUUAGGGCAUCAGCUUUGUGCCUUAGGAGUAACAACCUCGGAGAAGAUGGACCUUGAUGAUCCUUUGGCUGAGGAGUUGAUGGGCUUUUAUGAGAGAAUGGGUGAUACUCUUGCACACCAGUAUGGUGGAUCUGCUGCUCACAACAAGAUAUUUUCUGAGAGAAGAGGCCAGUGGAAAGCAGCAACACAGUCCCAAGAAUUUUUUCGUACUCUGCAGAGAUAUUACAGCAAUGCUUACAUGGACACCCAGAAACAAAAUGCGAUUAAUGUAUUCUUAGGGCAUUUUCAACCUCAACCAGAUAAACCCGACAUCUGGGAGCUUGACCCAUACGAGCAUUACAACGUCGGAAGAAAUGGACAAUCAAUUCUUGAUGACAAUGGAAGGUCGUUUUUCAAAAGAUCAUGGUCAGAUGGGAACAUUCUUCGUGAAAGUCACUCACCCACAUCUAAGCCAAAAGUCAAUAAAGCUUUUCCCAGUGCUGAUUUUUCUAAUGAGUCUAAACAAGGAAGCAGAAUUAUUUCCGAGUCAACACCAUCAAUACCUACUUCAGAAAGCGAGUUGGCAAGUUCAAGAUGUAAUCCAGUGUCCUCUGGGGAUCUUUUUGCGGAAAUGCGGAGAGUUAGAUACCUCGAAACUGAAAAUGGGGAUGUAGUUAACUGUUCAAACUUCGUUGACUGCUCAAACUUCGUUGACCUAGAUUGGCUCUCUUCCGCUGGAAAUUCUUGCGAAGACGAGCUGUUGGAUAGGUCUAUGCUGACAAUCUCUCCAACUGCUAUGCUCUCGUCUGAAAAUGUCGUCAACGAACUGGCUGGGGAAACAACACCAUCCACCAGUGAAUGUGGAUCUAGCUCAAGGGGAAGGGAGGCCACUGGAACUGACAUGGGCUAUGGUGAAUCCCCAAAUUACGAAGUUCUUGAAGAUUUCUCAGAUAGUUUUGUGCGAUGGGUGACAUAUGGUGAAACAAUCUGUCAUUGAGGAAAUUUAUCAUCGUCUCCGAAAACUUUCUAUCAUUGGACUUCAGAUCCUCUUUAUGGCCCCGUUUAGGGAAAUGUGGCCGUUGAUAAAGAUAAGUGUACCAGCAUUUUAGGGCAACCUCGUUUCUGUCAUAUGAUUCGCAACAGUUCUACCGUAGAAGCCUCGGUCAAGCCAUGAUAACGUAGCUUUUAAUGAGUAAAUAGACUACAGUUUUAUGAUUCUUUAUGGAGGUCGUAUUUUCCUUUCCCAGUUUCUUCCCUUUUUUUUUUCGUUUUUGUUUUUUACUUUCACUGUUUGGAAAAUUUAGCCGUUUUAAAAUUUCUGUGUCACCUAGUUGAUGGAUGCGAUGGGGGUCCGAUAUGUGUAUAUAUAUAUAAACAACUCCAGGAGCUCCAGGCUUGUAGCUCUAGGCAUUGAUUCUUUACAUUUGUUUGUGUUUUUCUUUUUCACUUUCAACUUCACCAGAACAAUUAUGGUUUGCCAAUAAGUUUCUGAAUAUUAAAUAUUAGUGUUAUAUGUGACGUUAUAUCUUUUUGCAUUUUGAGAGUAAAAAAUCGUUUGAUUGCGGA